This is a messenger RNA of Catharus ustulatus (Swainson's thrush), 2749 nucleotides long. RefSeq names its product cytochrome P450 2D20-like. Bases 213 to 1736 code for a protein of 507 amino acids. Gene Ontology annotation, biological process: arachidonate metabolic process; xenobiotic metabolic process. The transcript has 9 exons. Gene Ontology annotation, molecular function: heme binding; oxidoreductase activity, acting on paired donors, with incorporation or reduction of molecular oxygen, reduced flavin or flavoprotein as one donor, and incorporation of one atom of oxygen; iron ion binding. Gene Ontology annotation, cellular component: intracellular membrane-bounded organelle; cytoplasm. The record is from RefSeq and is a predicted model, not a curated record. Lineage: Eukaryota; Metazoa; Chordata; Aves; Passeriformes; Turdidae.
GCCACUCCCCUAAGGCUGAACAUGUUCAAAAGCCAGCAAGUGCCGGGAGAGAGGAGCAGCAGAAAAAGGCAGUGUGGGGAAGAGGCGGAAGCAAGGAGAAAGGGACGGCUGUCAGGGCAAGAAAGUGAGAGAGAGGAGAAGAGAAAAGGCAAAAGCAGGCAGCGACAGUCUUGGCUCAAAAGAGGAAGGUCAAGGAGUAGACAGGCUACAGAAUGGCCUUGCUCCUGUGGCUGGGGUCCCAGCUGUCAUCAGUCUGGAGCAACAUCUCUGUACUGGGAAUUUUUCUUACAGUGUUUACUUUGCUGCUUGACUUCAUGAAGCGCAGAAAGAAGUGGAGCCAUUACCCACCGGGCCCAGCCUCGCUGCCGUUUGUCGGGACCAUGCUCUCCAUUGACUUCCACAACCCCCAUCACUCCUUCAGCCAGCUUCAGAAGAAGUUUGGGAACAUCUUCAGUCUCCAAAACUGCUGGACCAACCUGGUAGUGCUGAAUGGGUAUAAAACAGUGAAGGAAGCCCUGGUCCACAAAUCGGAGGACUUUGCUGACCGGCCGUCAUUUCCAAUAUAUGAACAUUUGGGCUAUGGGAAGAAUUCUGAAGGGCUUGUUGUAGCAAGAUACGGGCACGUCUGGAAGGAGCUAAGGAGAUUCACACUCACUACACUGAGGAACUUUGGGAUGGGAAAGAAAUCCCUGGAGGAGCGAGUGGUAGAAGAAGCUGGAUAUCUUUGUUCUGCCAUCAAGUCUGAAGAAGGUAAAUCUUUUGAUGUACAUAUUCUUUUAAAUAAUGCUGUCUGCAACAUGAUCUGCAGCAUUGUCUUUGGAGACCGUUUUGACUACGGUGAUGAGACGUUCAAGAAGCUGUCAGAGUUAUUUCAAAAUUCCUUGAAUGAAGAAGGUGGAUUCCUGCCUCAGUUUCUUAACGUGGUGCCCAUUCUGUUGCGCGUCCCUGGAGUGCCAAAGAGAGCCUUUCGAGCACAAAGUGAGUUAAUGGACUUCAUAGAUGUGAUCCUAGAGAAGCAUAUGAAGACCUGGGACCCUGCUGACCCCCGAGAUCUCACAGAUGUGUUUUUAAAGGAAAUGGAGAAGGGUAAGGAAGCUGAAGAGAAUGGUUUCAACUACAAAAACCUUCGUCUGGUGGCCGUGGACUUAUUUACAGCUGGUUCUGAGACCACAUCCACCACUCUCCGGUGGGCAUUGCUGUACAUGCUUCUUCACCCAGAAAUACAGAGUAAGGUCCAGGCAGAGAUUGAUAAAGUGAUUGGCAGAGAGAGACCCCCCACCAUGAAGGACCAAGCAAGCAUGCCGUACACUAAUGCUGUGAUCCAUGAAGUGCAACGCUGUGGGGAUAUUGCUCCUAUUGGGCUACCUCACAUGACGUACCGGGACACUGAGUUGCAAGGCUUCUUUAUUCCCAAGGGGACAACAAUCAUCACCAACUUGUCUUCCGUGCUGAAGGAUGAGACAGUCUGGAAGAAACCAAACGAGUUUCACCCUGAACACUUCCUGGAUGCAAAGGGGCAGUUUGUGAAACCAGAGGCCUUCCUGCCCUUCUCAGCAGGUCGCCGUGCCUGUCCAGGAGAACAGCUGGCCAGGAUGGAGCUCUUUCUCUUCUUUACCACUCUCCUGCAGAAAUUCACUUUUGUGCUCCCCGAGGACCAGCCCAGGCCACGGGAGGAUGGUCACUUUGCACUCACCAACUCUCCACACCCAUUCCUGUUGCGAGCUCUCCCAAGAUAAGUGCACACCACUCUCACUCACAGACCACCACCCACCCAAACUCUGUCAGAAACAUUGCAGGACUAGGCAGGAUCAUGCCAAGUUCAAUCUCAAGCCUGUGCAGAAGGCCACAUCUGUGUAAAAUAAGGAUCUAGACCAAUGUCUUGUUUAGCUUCAUUCUAGUUGAUGUUCUUGAAUCAGACAAGAGACCUUCAGCUUCAACAACAAGGUGACAUUAAAGUGUAGUUUCAGACAAGUGCUUCUGGAAAAUCUUUCCAUCCAAGACAUACAUAUUCCCUUCAUUCCUUCCUGUUUAUUACAUACCUCUGUAUGAUGAACAAAUGCUGCAUUGUCUUCAUUUAUAGCUUCAAAGAAAGUAAAUUUGAAUCCCAACAAUCCUUAUGAUGUCACACUAUGCCUCUAGUAGGAGUAAAUACCAAGGUGUACAUAAACAAUCCAUAUGGUGGUAUUUUACCCACAGAAGAAAAUAAUUUGUGAAAUACAGAAAUUUAAAAAAAUACAUUUAAAGAGAAAUCCUGGUGUUUAGAUUUACUCUCUCCUCUAAUUAAAACUCGAAUUAUUUAAUUUUUUUUUUUUUUUCAUUGCAUAAAGUCAGCUCUUGGGCAGGUUUGGAAUUCACAAAGGGAUGGAGUUGUACUGUCGGACACUGUAUGGCCAUAGAUUUCAGAGUUACCUUUCACUUUCUUCCUGCAAUAUUCCUGACAAUUGGAUUUGCAAUAUGUAAAGAUAAAUUGAUAUUUCAAUUAGCAGUAACUCCCUUAGCCCAUCGAAAGAGACAAUCAUAAAAAAGGAUCUCCUAUGUAUAACCACCACUAAAAAACCAUAAAAUAUCUGAAAUCGGAGCACAUGUGCAGUAGCAAGUUUGUAUAAUAGUAAUUUUGGAAGCUAUGAAAGCUAUUUAAUUAUGCAAAUACUUAGUAACAUAAUUAUGAUUUGAACUUCAUCAGGAACUUCACAUUUAUGCUUUUCAUCUACAAAAUAACUUGAAAGAAUAAAAAUGAUGGGAAAUCUUU